CGGCGGCCAUGACGGCGCGGCGGGGCCCGGGAUGGCGGCGGGAGGUGCUGGGGCCCAGCCCGCACUCCGUGGCGCUGAGAGCCAAGCCUCCUAAAGAACGAAGAAGUGAAAAUUUUCUCGUGGCCCGCAGAGAGAGAGAACAGGAGCUCCUGGAAUACGCCGCUCUCCUAAAGCUCUACAACCGCUGCCGCGGCGUCCACGAGUGGCAGCAACGCAACGAGCAGAAAUGGCUGCACAGAGCUGUGCAGAGAAAGGUUGAGGCGGCGAUGCAGGAGUAUCAGGCAGGGACCGAUGACAGAAGAGAGAGGCUUCGCGGGCUUCUGGAGGCCGAGGAAAACAAGUACUUUGCUGAGAUGGAAUCAUUUGAAGAAACUCCGCUGGAGAAGCAAGCGAAAAUGAGGGAGCGAGCCAAAUUAUUGAGAGAGGAGAGGGAGAAAGAAAGACAGCAACUGGUGGCUGAGAAACGGGAGCAGCAAUUCAGAGAACAAUGCGAUGAGCUUCGCGUGCAGCGGGCGAAGAGGCAUCAGAAGGAAUUGUGUACGGACCGGCUGGCCCAGCUAACUCUGAAGGAGGAACUGAAGAAGCAACAGAAGGAGGAGGAGCAGAUGUUCGCAGAGCUUUGGAAGGAAGACGGGUUGGCUAAGGAAAGGCGAGAGGCGGCGGAUGUGCAGAAAUUAUCCAAACAGAAUCGGGAAAUCCUGGACGUCCUCAGCGCCCAGGUAGCAGCGCUCGGGGCUCACAAAGAGGAGGCGAAGCGGCUGAAGGAAGAAGAGGCUCGAUUGCUGGAAGAACAACAGCAGCUGCUGAAACGAGAAGAUGAAAAACUUCACAUGGAGAAAUUACGGAAACAGAAGGAGUGCAGGGAUACGUUGCUCAGCGCAGCAGAGGACAAGAGGAAGCGGCUUAACGAAGAAAAAGAAGGCGAGCUUGCCCUGGAGAUGAAAACCUUAGAGAAAUCUCCUUGGAAACCUGAGGAAGACCCUGAGGAGAAAACCAAAAGAAAACAAGAGCUGUUCAAGGAGCAACAGGCUUAUCGGGCACACCUGGCUCAACAGCUGGAGGAGGAAAAACAGCGAGAAAAAGAAGUGGACAAGCUCCUCGAGGAAGAGAGGGCGAAGAUUUGGGCCAAGAAGGCUGAGCAAAUGCGGUUAGAAAAGGAGGCUAGAGAGCAGCUACUGAGAGAUGUCUUGGAUACGAGACAACUACAGCUUGAGGAGAAAAUGCAGAGAAACGCCAAGGAGCAGGAAGAACUUGCUCAAGAGAAGAAGUUACUCGCCGAAGCCGUCGCAGAACUCAAACGCGUAGAGGAAGAAAAAUAUGCAAGGAGGAGCAGUGGGUGAUGCAAGGAGGACAGGUGGGAGUAAGCCAGCCCCAUGACAUCCCUCUCAGCCAGCUCUCCGGUAUGCAUUUCAUUAUUUUUUCCUCUUUUGCUUUGAAGAGAAGGAUCCGUUUAUAUCCUCAUGCCCUUUCUUGCUCGUGGGCUUUGUGAUUCAGAAAUGUUUCAUCUUCUUUCUCACAUCUUUUCUCUUUGAGCCUUUGUUGGUGCUUAUCUGCAGAUGCUUCUCCUCCUUUUCACCUUCUGCCUUCUCUCCUCCAGUCAUUUUCACCCCUUUCUUCAACUUCCCUCCCUCCCUAAACGUUUCCUCCACCUUCUUCUUCCUCUUCACCUUCUCUUUUCGAUAUUGAGCUCCUUUUUAGCGAGUACCAGGACUCUUGGGUGCUUGUUGUGUGCGAAUGUGAAUGGAGGAGCUGAAAAAUGGCUGGGAUUAGAGCCCAGGUAUCCCAACUCCCCUGCCGAGGUAGUUUCGUCGGUCCAGAGAGCCCAGGCAGCCACAGGUCUCCGCUCUCCCCGCUAGAUAAAAUUGGCAGGAUGAUUAAGAGAUUAAUUUCCUGGACUGCCACAGACUCCUGGUACUGCCCUGCGUAAGCGAUGUGGAUUUUAUUUACCUCCCUGACCCGCGUUUGAAAAAAAAA
Molecule: messenger RNA, 1974 nt
Organism: Oxyura jamaicensis (ruddy duck)
Lineage: Eukaryota; Metazoa; Chordata; Aves; Anseriformes; Anatidae
Gene: CFAP53
Product: cilia and flagella associated protein 53
Exons: 8
Coding region: 9-1340 (443 amino acids)
Source: RefSeq, a predicted model, not a curated record